Molecule: messenger RNA, 6927 nt
Organism: Loxodonta africana (African savanna elephant)
Lineage: Eukaryota; Metazoa; Chordata; Mammalia; Proboscidea; Elephantidae
Gene: TRIM68
Product: tripartite motif containing 68
Exons: 8
Coding region: 283-1740 (485 amino acids)
Biological process (GO): protein ubiquitination
Cellular component (GO): cytoplasm
Molecular function (GO): ubiquitin protein ligase activity; zinc ion binding; protein binding
Source: RefSeq, a predicted model, not a curated record
GGGUACAUACGCCGCCUGGGCUCUGCCCGCCGCUCAUUGUUUCCGGGGCCUCGGGGCUCUGCGAAAGGGGCCGAGGAGCCUGCAAGCGACCCGGCCUUGGUGGCUGGGCUUUCGGAGCCCGGCCGGCAGUAGCUCUUGGUGCCUCCACUAUUAGAUGAGGAUGUUGACACUUCUUCCACUUCCAACCUACUGCCAUCUGGGCCUCAGCACUGAAGUUCAAUUCUCAGCCUUCACUACCUCUCCCUGGUUUUACUUUUAUUGAGGAGGUUGUGAGAAGGAACCAUGGAUCCUGCAGCUUUGGUGGAAGCCAUUGUGGAAGAAGUGGCUUGUCCCAUCUGCAUGACGUUCCUGAAGGAGCCUGUGAACAUCGACUGUGGUCACAGUUUCUGCCACAGCUGUCUCUCUGGACUCUGGGAGGUCCCAGGAGAAUCCCAGAACUGGGGUUACACCUGUCCACUCUGCCGGGCUCCUGUCCAGCCUGGGAACCUGCGGCCUAAUUGGCAGCUGGCCAAUGUUGUGGAAAAAGUCCGUCUGCUAGGGCUUCACCCAGGAAUGGGACUGAAAGGUGAUGUGUGUGAGCUCCACAGGGAAUGGCUUAAGUUGUUCUGCAAAGAGGAUGGCCUGAUGAUGUGUGAGGCCUGCAGCCAGUCCCCAGAGCAUAAGACCCACAGCGUUGUGCCCAUGGAGGAUGUCGCCUGGGAGUAUAAGUGGAAACUCCAUGAGUCCCUGGAACAUCUGAGGAAAGAGCAAGAAGACGCAUGGAAGCUGGAAGUUGGCGAGAGGAAACGAACUGCCAACUGGAAGAUACAAGUGGAAACACGAAAAAAGAGUAUCAUUUGGGAGUUUGAGAAAUACCAGCGAUUACUGAAGCAAAAACAGAUGCCAAGUCAACGGCUAGAGGUGGAGGCAGCUGCAGCCCUGGCCAGCCUUGAGCAGGAGGAGCGAGAAACGAUGCAGAAACUAGAGCUGAAUCAUGAUAAGCUAGUCCAGCAGAGCCGGGUGCUAUGGAGGAUGAUUGCAGAGCUAGAAGAGAGGUCUCAGAGACCUGUCCGCUGGAUGCUUCAGGGUAUUCAGGAAAUCUUAAACAGGUGCAAGUCCUGGAGCCUGCAGCGGCCAGAACCAGUCUCCCUGGAGCUGAAGACGGAGUGCCGUGUACUGGGACUAAGAGAGAUCCUAAAGACGUAUGCAGCUGAUGUAUGCCUGGAUCCAGACACUGCUUACUCCCGCCUCAUUGUGUCCGAGGACAGAAAAAGCGUGCGUUAUGGAGACACCAAGCAGAAACUGCCUGACAAUCCUGAGAGAUUUUACCGCUACAAUAUCGUCCUGGGCAGCCAGUGCAUCUCCUCAGGCCAGCACUACUGGGAGGUGGAGGUGGGAAACCGGUCGGAAUGGGGCCUAGGAGUGUGUAAGGAAAACGUAGACCGCAAGGAAGUGGUCUAUUUAUCCCCCCACUAUGGAUUCUGGGUGAUAAGGCUGAGGAAGGGAAAUGAGUACCGGGCAGGCACCGAUGAAUACCCCCUCCUGUCCCUGUCCAUACCUCCACGCCGGGUGGGGGUCUUCCUGGAUUAUGAGGCCCAUGAUAUCUCCUUCUACAAUGUGACUGACAAUGGCUCCCACAUUUUCACUUUCCCCCACUACCCGUUCCCUGGGCGCCUCCUGCCCUACUUUAGUCCUUGCUACAGUAUUGGAGCCAACAACACCGCUCCUCUGGCCAUCUGCAACCUGGACGGAGAGGAUUAAGACAUUGACCAUCCUAGCCAGAGACCUUGCCACGUUGCCUGGCCUGCAGGGUCUUGGAGAACCCUGCCACUGAUAAGUGUCCCCUCGAACUGAGCUGAGCCUGGAAUCCAGGGAUUCCUCUGCGUAACCCAGCAGUCUCUUGCUUUUAGGACAAAGUCUGUCACUAAACUACUAGUGUAAACAGAUUGUGGCUGAUGAUGUGGAUCAGGGCAGUUCUAAGAUAACUUGUUGGUAUAAGGAUCAGGGAUUUGUCCGUUCUGUAGUUCAUGCCCCUCUCGCCUGGUCCCUAUCCAGUGCCAUAAUUAGUCAGUGAGGAUGAUGAAGUGGAUACAAUCUCCAGGAAACCCUUGAGAUAGGAUUUUUUUUUACCAACAAGCUAAAGGAAUAUUGCUUAUAUUCAGAGCUGGCUGCUGUGCUGAUACCAGAGGAUGCUGCUUCACCUGGGUUUUGCUGCUCCUGACCAAACCAUACCUGACCCUCGCUCUCUGACUUCCUGACUACAGAAACGCAAUGCAGCAAAGAAUCCAGGACUUCUCCAGGCCACUCUCUGAGCACCAGCUGGACAAAUCAUUUUAUGUCAGGCUCUAAGGAAACCUGUUUCCUAUUCCCGUCUCUUUCUGUGAGUGGCCGGAUUAGAAAACCUGUGAGCCUUAGUUUUUAUUUUUUCUUCAUGGAUGAGGAAACUGAAAUGGCCUUAAUGCAGCAAGUUAUUUUUCACAAAGCUGUUCAAGAAGAUGAUUUUAAAGCAUUCUCCACAUUCAGAUGAAAUAAGAUUGGCAGAUUCUCUUCUUAGGUCACAUAUCUGAAUAUCAUUCAUCACUUUUGGGUCUCAAGCAUUUCCUGUUUGAAAGCUAUUAGGUUUCCUCAUUGGAAAAAUGAAUAUAAUAACUGCAUACUCCCCUACCUCACAGGGUUGUUGUGAGGAUCACAGAUUCAUCCUAUACUUCUGUUCCUUUCUCAGGGAUAGAGGAAGGCAAACCAUGGAUUUUGAAUGUGGUAACCUUCCCAUCUCCCCAUUGUAGAGUCAGCAUCUUCACAGCAGUGCCUUUGUUCCCUAGGGCCUCUCCUGACAGUCCAGAGCCCUUUAGACAAAAAGGUACCCAUACCAGUGGCAAACCCUGGGCUACAGUAGUAUAUUGUACAUGUGAUUAUAUGUGUUUGUCUUUGGAUUAGAAUGUAACCUCAGGGUGGAGAACAAAAAUAGUAAAAUGGGAAGAAGAAAACAAAUGAAUAGGAAGGAAGACUCAAGCUCAGGCCAAUUUGGCAAAGGCUUGGAUCUUUUGAGUUCAGCAAGGGAAUCUCCAUGGUUCUGGCAACUACAUAGUAUUUUCUCUGCCUUUCUCUUCUCCAAAUCUCUGACAGGAGGAGGGAAGUGUCAGGAGAAAGACCAGGACUAGGUGUAAAAAAUAAGUUUUUGGAGCCAUAUAUUAUAAUGAAAGCGGAUUAAGACUACAUAUCUGUGAUGUUGACCACAGGAUGAUUGCUGUGUGUGGUAGGGAAGGUUGUACAAAAACAGUUCACUCAGAUCUUAAGAGUGUGAUGUGGGAAUGACCAUGGCUAGAAACAAACUUCGAGGCAAGCACUCAAUAAUUAUUGGCUUUGCUUAUUGUGUGAGGGUUCAGUGUGUGACCAUUACAUACUGUCACCAUGAUACUGUAUAAUACAACCUCUCAUGUAGUUUAAGCUUGAAGAUAGUGGUUGGUGGGUUAGGAUUGGAUAGCAAAGUAGAUACUAGGUUAAACCCAAAAACCUGGUACCCUCAAAUUGAUUCCGACUCAUAGCAACCCUAUAGGACAGAGUAGAACUGCCCCAUAGGGUUUCCAAGGAGCAGCUGGUGGAGUCAAACUGCCAACCUUUUGGUUAGCAGCUGAGCACUUAACCAUUGUGCCACGAGGGCUCCAAGAUACUAGGUUAGGCAUGCACAAAAGUAAAAUAGCUUUAAAUUAUCUGUAAUAAGGGAUAGCAGAAAUGGUUUUCACCUUUAGUUGUUUGGCUGUGCACAUAUGAAGGAGGUAAAAUAAACCAAAAAGGAGCCAAUAAACUCAUUCUACCUAGACACAUGCUUCCAAGUUGCUCUUCCAGCAUUGCCAGUAAAAGGGAGAAGUUUCUGUCAGCUGCUUGGAGGGAAAUGAGCUGGUAAGUCUCACGGACUUGAUCUUGGAAAGCGGUGAGCUACAUUACCAAAAACCAAACCCAGUGCCGUUGAGUCGAUUCCGACUCAUAACGACCCUACAGGACAGAGUAGAGCUGCCCCACAGAGUUUCCAAGGAGCGCCUGGCGAAUUCGAACUGUGGACCCUUUGGUUAGCAGCCGUAGCACUUAACCACUAUGCCACCAGGGUUUCCUGAGCUACAUUAGAGGGACUAUAUAUGUCUUUGUGUGUGUGUGUUCUCUGGAGGAGUCUUUAUAGAACUGAGAAAUAGAUCCUUAGGAAGCAGUUCUGGUUAUGACUAUGGACAAAUAGUAAAAGAGUCUAGGGGCUAAAUCAAUCUUUGUUUACUAUGGUUUAAUUAAAACAAAUCUUGGAUGGUUAACAGAAAAAGGGUUAUUUGGUGAUAAAUGCAUUCAAACCUGGAAUAAUUAAAGAGUGGAAUGGCCUCAUUUGUAAUGUACUAUUUUUUUGUUGUUGUUUGGUUGGUUGGUUGGUUGUUUUUUGGUUUGUUUGUUGACAUAAUCUGAUUCAGUUGCUGUAGGAUUACUUGCUAGAAGUAUUACGAGUUUAAACAAAGCCACGUUUAUUUCACGGUAAUUUUUUAAGACCUGUAGGCAAGAUUAAAGUUCUUAAGAGUAUGAAAACGUUUUGCUCUAGGGUGUUGCUCACAGUUUUCUUCUAAGAACCCCAUGAAGACAAGGACCUUGUUUGUCUGAUUCACCAUUAUAGCCCCAGUUUAACAUGGUAUAUAUGUGUAUAUAUACUUGCUGAAGUAUAUAUAUGUUGUUGCUAAAUAUUGGUUAAAUGGGAGAACUUGCGUUCAUAUGCCUAGAAUCAAAACAAAAAUAAUUUUUUCUUGCCUCAUAGGGGCAUGAAAAACAGGAGGUAACUAAUUAUAAUCCUAUUCAAAAACAUAUUCAAUGGAUAAUUUAUUUUACUGUGACCCUCGAAAGUGGCCCAGAAAGGGAAGAGGCAGCCAUGUCAAGGGUAGAACAUCUGCUCUGCUCCUGUCAUGUCUAAGAUGACACCUCUGACUUGAUGAGGGUGAUCAUUCACUGCAAGGCAGGGACAGGCUUUGCCCAUCCUUGUUUUGUUGUUGUUGUGUGGCGUCGAGUUGGUUCCAGCUCAUAGCGACCAUAUAGGACAGAAUAGAACUGCCCCAUAGGGUUUCUAAGGCUGUAAUCUUUACAGAAGCAGACUGCCACAUCUUUCUCCCAUCCUUUUUUUAAUAGCAGAGAAACCAAAAAGUACAAUGCCUGAGCCUUGUAGGGGAGAAGAUACCAAAAAGGUAAAAUGCAUGAGUUCCGCAAGAGAAGGAAACAGGCAAAUUCUAGGGCCAACAAAUCUCCACAGGAAAUCAAGCCACCAUUUUUUUUCAGGCAGGAUUGGUUAUAAUCUCUUAAAAAUCCAAAUAUUGAGAGUCUACUGUGGCUACCAGAUAUUUGUUAAAUAAGCACACACUGCUUUGUGUGAUAGGACCAGGGCCUCAUUUGAAGCACAGGAUUUUUUCUUUGGGGUAGCCAUUGCAGGAAACCAGGACACUUUGGGAAGCAUGUAGUUCAGUAAAUAUUUGAGUACCAACAGUGGGCACCAGCUAGAUGCAGGGAGUACCAGUGUGAGUGAAACCAAGGCAGCAGAGCAGGCCCCCUGCUGGAAAUGCUGGAAAGAAAUGUCUGUUUGGAGUGGAGACUGGACAGUACCUGUGUUCCAGUACAUCACAUUCUUUAAUGCAUCUAAUAUUCUUUGAUUUAAUGGACAUAGUCAAUUCUCAGGAUUAUGAAAAAAGAAAGUGAGUUUUCAAAAUGGGAAUCUUAUCAAAUCUACUUAACCACCUCAUGCUCUCAUUUUGUUUUAUGUUAGGACGUUGCAAGCGAGUAGAGUUCCUUUUUGCAGCUAUGUGAGACCUCAGUGCAUCGUUAUCUGGUUUUUAGAGGCUGAUUCCUACUCUGCUAGUAUUCAGGAAUAGAGAUAAUACAUUCGUGGCAGGUAAACAAGUACAAUGAUAGCAAAAGGUAUAGAUGCUGACUUGUUAAACAGCAGAUUUAUUUGGAAAUAUUAUCACAUGACUACCGAUCUGCACAAGACUGCAGUUUUACUAGUAUCUGGAAGCAACCCUUUAAAAUUAUGAAAUUAGAAAUUUAUCACUAGUUGGAUUUUUUUUAAUGCAUACAAUAUGUCAGAUAUCACAUCAAGUGCUUUCCAUCCAUUAUUUCAUUUAAUUUUCAAUACCUUCUGUGAAUUAACCUUGUUUCCCUCAUCAGUAGAAAGGAAAUAUUAAGCCUCAAAUCAAUGCAGUUUUUCCUUGCACUUUGAAUUUUAACAUUCUUAAAAAAUUAUUUUUUAUUAAAAUUUUAGAAUGUACCAGUGUUGAAUAUAUUUAUCUCUCACAUAGGUGAUUUUUUUCUUUUAACGUAUACCUGCCACUCGAUUUAAGACUUUCUGAAAGGGGGAAAUGAAAACAGAAAACAAAUAUCUGGUGACUAAAAGAAGAGUAAUACCAUUUCACCUUCAUCAUUUACAUUGUUUCCUAUUUACCUUUUCAUCCCAGGCAACUCCAUCUUAGAUGUGUCCACAAGAAGAAAGACCUGUGUGAUACUCGUUUCCUCUCUUUUCUGUUUUAAGGUUGAGUUACACAGAGCAGGAAUAGGAAACAAAGGGAAAGAUCCAAAACUAAACUCGUAUUGAUUUAGCUUCUGUUGCUUAAAAUCAAAAGGCUGAUGACUAAUAAACUAACUCCUAGUAGCCUGGCGAUACUGGGGUGAGUUAAAAGAAUAUAGGGGUAUCGUACAAAACUUAAUGACAGGAUAUACCUGGCUGUUCAGAAUGAAUUGGAAUCCAAGGCAGAACUCAAAAUCCCUUCAUCCAUCUUGCUAAUCAGCUUCUCUUGCUGUGGACCAGGUUUCUUUUUCGAAGUCCCCGUACUGUAAAGUGGCCAUCAUCAGUGAUCCCAAGUUUAUAUCUCAGAUAAACUGGAGUCCAUGAAGGACCCAAACUGAGUGGAUGCAGUGGGCCAGUGAGCAGGGUCCUAUAGUAAC